Molecule: messenger RNA, 1441 nt
Organism: Leptopilina boulardi
Lineage: Eukaryota; Metazoa; Arthropoda; Insecta; Hymenoptera; Figitidae
Gene: Mul1
Product: mitochondrial E3 ubiquitin protein ligase 1-like
Exons: 5
Coding region: 212-1237 (341 amino acids)
Biological process (GO): organelle organization; protein ubiquitination
Molecular function (GO): ubiquitin-protein transferase activity
Source: RefSeq, a predicted model, not a curated record
UUUAGUUCCUCCCAGUUUUGCAAAAACAUAAAAUGCACAAAGAAAUUUUUUUUCUUAAAUAAAACUCUAAUUUUUUUAUUUGUUUGAACUUUAAAAUAAAAGGACAAUGUUUUAAAAUGUCAAAAUUAAUAAUGAAACGAAAUUAAACAUUUUUUUUUCGUUUUUUAUAAUAAGAAAAAUGAGAGAGAAAUAAUAUAACCUAAAAAAGAAAAUGGAUUAUUUAGGAGAAAUAGUUGUUCUUGGAAUUGAUAGUUUAAUUUUUGGUUUAUGUUUAAAGCAAUAUUAUCAUUGUAAAAAUGCAAUUAAUGCUGUCAAGAAUACAGAAUUUCACGAGGUUGGACCGAGUUUAUAUAAAACAAUAAAUAAAGCUGAUGGAAAAAUUAAAUAUAUUGCGAUAAAAGGAACUGUUUUGCCAUUAGGAAAAUCGUUGCAUAGUGUAAAUAAUAAAGAUGUUACCGGUGUUAUACAAAAAUUAACACUUAAAGAGCAUAUUGUGGCUAGAACAAGUGCUGGCUUUUGGUCUGAUCAAGAACGGACAGUACAAGAAAUUUAUAAUAAAAUACCAUUUGCCUUAUCUAAUGGAUCGUACAAAGUUGAAAUUGUUGAUGCAAUGGCUGCUGAAGUUUUAGAUAUGGAUACAAUAUCAGAUAUUUUUGAGCCUAAAGUUCCAACAUUUUCCGAUCAUUUAUGGGGCUUUUUCACAGGUGUUCGACAACGUGGAUUGCAAUCAACUGAAGAAAUGUUGAGAGAAGGAUCAGUGAUAACUGGCAUAGGAGAAUUAACAAGACCAGUAACAAAGCCAGAUACACUUUUAUUACAACCGCCAGUUGAUGGUACUCCAUUUUAUUUGACAACAAUGUCAGUGAGUUCACUUUUAAGAAGGCUGGACGAUCGAAAAAAGACUUAUAGAUGGUUGUGCAUGAUGUUUGGUACUAUUGGACUUAUAAUAGGAGGUUUAAUAGCACGUCGUUAUUGGAAGGAUAGAGAGGAGGAAAGAAUUGCAAAUGAACUUCGUGAAUCAUUGGCAGCGUCACGAAAAGAAAGACGGCAAAAAGUACGUAACAAUGAUCUCAGUGAGGAUCUUGCAUGCGUUGUAUGCCGAUCGAAUCCACGUGAAAUUAUUUUACUUGAUUGUGGUCACGUUUGUUUAUGUGAAGAUUGUUCCGAGGGAAUAAUAGGCGGAUGUCCUAUAUGUCGUGCGCCUAUUAAAUUUAAAUAUGCAGCAUAUAUUAGUUAAAUUGGGGUCUAAAAAAAAAAAUUUCAAAAGAAAAAAUCGCUCAAUCACCAAAAAGAAAAAUUUAUCCAAGUUGUUUUUUUAUAUAUAUAUAUAUAUAAUUUAAUGGAAGUGAAAAAUUGAUAUCUACGUUAAAAGGUAAAUUUUAUAUUUAUUUUACAAUUUAUUUUAUACAUUUAUUUCUUAUAAAGUGGAAUCAAAAAUUGA